CCUUCACCACUGCUCCUCCUCCUCCUCCGGACUGAGAGUAAGCCAAUGGGAGCAAAGCAGGGAGGUAAGAGUGAGGAGGUCGUACACUGAGGAGCUGCUAGGCAUUGACUUCAGUGCUCCUCCUCAAUCUACCAACAACCCCUUCAUAAUCCCCUCCCCCUCUUCAGGUGUCCCCCCUGUGGACCCUCUCAGUGGGAUGAUGGGAGCUCUGAGACUGGAGUCUGUAAGAGAGCGGCUCAGUGACUCACCUGUGAGGACUAUCCAAUCAGGAGCUCACAGACUCACUGCAGACCAAGACCAGGUAUCAGGACCAGCAUCUGGACCCAAUCAGAGCCUUCAACCAGACCACAUACAGAUGACGGCUUGUCUUAAUCCGGACCAGGCGGCCAUCUUCCUGUCUCUAAUGACCAUGGAGGGGCGGAGUUUCAGCCCUGAUGAUGUCAUAGAGGCGAUCCAGCUCAACAGAGAUUUCUCAUCAGCUCUCAAGUUCCUGACUCACUGCUGCCCCAUCUGUCAGGAGCAGGUGUCCUUCAGCAAGAUCAUCACCAUGACUCACUGCUCCUGCUUCCUGUGUCAGAUGUGUUUUAAGACGUUUUUUUCGGCGGCCAUUAAAGAGAAGAGCAUCGAUCAGCUGGUUUGUCCUCAGUGUGGCAGACCAGAGGUGAAAGGUCAUAGUGGGAUGGACUACUUUAACCUGUUGGACACACAGAUACGCCACUUCCUGCCGCCUCAGAUCCACGAACUCUUCCAGAGGAAACUCAGAGAUCGAGCUCUGCAGGAGAUGCCAAACUUCUGCUGGUGCGCUCACUGUUCCUUCGGCAUGCUUCAUGAGGCUGACAGGUUGAGAAUGGACUGUCCAGCUGUAAGAAGAGUACCUGCUGUCAGUGCAGAUUCCCUUGGUCUUCUCAGCAUCAGGGACUGUCCUGUCAGCAGUUUAGAGUCUGGAAGCAGCAGAACCAUCUGGACCAGAACCCGAACCCAACACUCAGCUACAACAGCAUCGAGUGUCCCAGCUGUCAGUGUGUGUUCAGUGUAUCUAAAGGAGGCUGUCUUCACUUCACCUGCUCUCAGUGUCAGCAUCAGUUCUGUGGAGGCUGCAGCCGGACCUUCAGCUUAGGAUCUGCUUGUAGCUUCUCUGCCGAUUGUGGAAGCAAAGGUCUGCAUGCCCACCAUCCUCGAGACUGCCUGUACCACCUGAGAGACUGGUCCGUGCCCCGCCUACACCUGCUGUUACAGGUGGUAAAGACGACUAGUUUUUUUUCUCUGAUGUAAACGUGUUCCGCUCCAGCUGAUUCCGCGACGCACAUAAAUGAUGUUACUCCUGCCAAACGAGGAGCGGAAAAUUCAAGCCGUAGUAUGUUUAGCUCCGCACCCUGCGGCUAGAUCGAUAAAGUCGAGGUAGUUCAGGCCCUCAAAAACGCUCUUCACAACGCCUCUGCACCCGGCAGAUCCCUCAGGACCUGACCGGACCUGACUUAUUACAGAGCGUCUCCCGCCUGGUUGGAGCCAGCCAAUGGCAGCUCACCUGACAACAGUCUGACAGGUGUGUGUUUGAUUUUGGAGCUGAAAGAUGAUGGCAGCAGGCGGGAGGAGCCAUGUGGACGCCCCGCCCACCCUGACUACAGAGGAUACUGCCAGUUACACUAUAAGGAGAAUUUGGUGGAGCUCAUUAACCGUUGUCAUGGCGACCCGGCAGUCCUCUUCAGCCAAGCAGAGAUGAAGGCGGAGCUGCAGCGCUGGCAUGUUUCCUUGCCAACCAGGAGACCAGAAGAACCAGAGCAGCUGUACUCACAGCGCCUCCUCCUGACUCUGACCAAUAGUGUUCCACUCAGGAAGCAGAGACUUCCUGCUCAAACUGAAGCACGUCCGCUGCCCUCUGCCCUCUGCUGUGACCCAUGGAGCUCCGCCCACCUACCUGCUGCUCAGGGACUAGCUGACUCUGCCCACCUCUAACCUAUCUACGAAGUAGGAGGCAGCGUCCUGUCUCACUCUGACCCGCCUCCAUCAGUAGUGUCUCUUAAGGGUUACAUCCCAGUGUGACAUCACUGGUAGGGGGCGUGGUCAGCACUUGACAUCUGACCUGAUGAAAAUGAAUGAAAAUGUAAUUUGUGCUUGGUAAGUUGUUCUUUAUAGUGACUUCAUCAGUGACAUCACUCUUCUGCUCUGACAGCGUCUUAUUUGCUCAUAAGCUGUCAUCAAAGUACAAGAAAGGGACCAAAAACUGAGUGAGCAGCCAGUCAGAGAGCUGAUGUUUGCCUUAACAAGCUAACUAUGUUGAAAAGUCUUUACUCAGUUAAUUAUUCACUUUAUUACAUGUAAACACGUUAGCAGUGUCAGCACGACUUAGCUCGUUAGCAUGUGUAACUGCAGGUGACUUUUUACUUUCUGCACUUAAACAGUUUCAACUUAUUUAAUAAAAAUGUAAAACAUU
Molecule: messenger RNA, 2431 nt
Organism: Labrus bergylta (ballan wrasse)
Lineage: Eukaryota; Metazoa; Chordata; Actinopteri; Labriformes; Labridae
Source: RefSeq, a predicted model, not a curated record